Molecule: messenger RNA, 964 nt
Organism: Aspergillus calidoustus
Lineage: Eukaryota; Fungi; Ascomycota; Eurotiomycetes; Eurotiales; Aspergillaceae
Source: the annotation of a GenBank genome assembly
CUGAUCCCACCUAUAAGAAUAGACCAAAGCUCCGGAAGCGUACCCGGUGGAUCAUCGUAGAUCAACGUCCCAAGCAUAAAACUGAUCGCAGAGCCCUGAGUGGCCAAUUUUGUGGGUCAGCGAUGGUCCAGAUCUUAUCGAUAUUCGAUCUUGCGUUGCUGGACCUGACGUCAACCAUUCGAUCGGAGAUGGCAGAAAGUAUAAAGAGGUUUCAUCCCACGCUCUAUCCUGUCGGAAAUCAAUCAAAACUCGAGAGAUACCGUUCCUCAGCCUCAUUAUUGCACCGUCUUCGAACCCUCUAGCCUCCAAUGGGUCUUGCUAGAGGCUUCCUUGCAUCUGUCCUUGGUGCACCCGAUGUGUUAGGCCAACUGGCCGUCGUGAAGUUGAAGCAAGAGGCAUCAUCCCACCAACCGAAUCUCCGUCGCUGCCUGGGUCACCAUGGCCUUCUUAUCAAGUGCCUUUUCGCAACGCAAGAACAUACAGCACCAUCACCUCUAAAGGCGUCCGGCGGUCCCCAUGUCACUUUUUCCGAACCUCAGCGCCCGACUACGACUCCGAACAAGCGGGCGCAGAUAUCGGGUGCUUUCAGGUCGAUAGGUCGUCGACGUGCGGCUUCUCAAUCAGCUCAUCUAGAGAACGUCACCGAGAAUAAUACCCUGUCGCGCGUGCAGGCCCGAAGUGCGAAUGAGACGAGCAACACUGGUGCUCGAAACCAGACUUCUUCUUCUCGGACAUUUCGAGGGCUUAACCCUUUCAUGAAGCUCAAGCAACUGAUGUCUGAUAAGGCUAUCACUUGAUCAGUAUUCAUUUGAGACCAUGGUGGAUUGCUUCGCGGUUUAUGAUGUGACGACGUUACAUGCAUAGCGAUUGGAUUUUCUGUACAAAGAUGGCAUUAGCGAAGAGUGUAUAUAGAAGACAGAUAAGUCUAUCUGACGACAAUACUCGAUCAGACCGUUCAUCUUCG